CGGAAACACUCUUUGUAGCCGGGUUUGAGCUGCGAGUGUCGUCGUCUGAGCGCGCACGGUUAAAUACUCGCCUCUUUUUAAGAUUAAAGGAAGAUAAAACUCUUAAGAGAUGUUUUAUCACAUCUCUUUGGAGCAUGAGAUUCUCCUGCAUCCGCGAUACUUUGGACCCAAUCUGUUGAACACAGUCAAACAGAAGCUGUUCACUGAGGUGGAGGGGACGUGCACGGGAAAGUAUGGAUUUGUUAUUGCUGUAACCACAAUCGAUAAUAUCGGAGCAGGUGUCAUCCAGCCUGGCAGAGGUUUUGUGCUGUAUCCCGUCAAAUACAAAGCCAUCGUGUUCCGUCCCUUUAAGGGAGAAGUCGUGGAUGCUGUUGUCACCCAGGUUAACAAAGUUGGACUCUUUACAGAAAUCGGGCCCAUGUCUUGUUUCAUUUCUCGUCAUUCUAUUCCCUCCGAGAUGGAGUUUGACCCAAACUCAAAUCCUCCUUGCUAUAAGACAGUCGACGAGGACAUUGUGAUCCAACAAGAUGAUGAAAUUCGACUGAAGAUUGUGGGAACUCGAGUGGAUAAGAAUGAUAUUUUUGCCAUUGGAUCUCUCAUGGACGACUACCUGGGUCUCGUGAGCUGAUUCUCCUGCCAAGAACAUGGGAAAUAUUAAACUUGACGCUGUGGUGGUGCAUAAUAGUUUGUGUAUAUACUGUAAUUAUCUUCCCAUUCGUUUGAAGUUGUCUUUUUUCCCCCCUCUUUUUAUAGUUAUUUUUAUCCCCAUGUUAGUAUAUCCAUAGUUUUCCCAUGGCAACAGUUCAAUUGUGGAACAGCAUCGAGAUAAAUGGGAAGCGAGUGUAGCUCAGCAGUGGCUCUGUGUUAUGGAUAGACUUUGAACUGUUUAAUUUAAAGUGAGGCGGCAGAGAAAGGGUAAGUAUGAUUGGUUGAGCUCUUCAGAUAUUAAAAGAACCUGUGAGCAAAAGCUUUUCACAAGCACGUUAUAGAAGGACGAAGGUAUCAUUCCUCACAUUGCUUUUUAGAGGUUUUUUUUGUCUCUAUUAUAUAAGGUCAUUUUUUUUUAAAUAUUUUUGUAAAUGCCAGCCAACUUGUACUUGUAUCUAUUUCUCUUUUGUAAUACAGCACUCACAAAAUUUU
This is a messenger RNA of Puntigrus tetrazona (Sumatra barb), 1140 nucleotides long. RefSeq names its product RNA polymerase II subunit G (gene polr2g). Gene Ontology annotation, cellular component: P-body; RNA polymerase II, core complex. Gene Ontology annotation, molecular function: single-stranded DNA binding; translation initiation factor binding; single-stranded RNA binding. The transcript is spliced from 8 exons. NCBI's taxonomy places the organism in Eukaryota, Metazoa, Chordata, Actinopteri, Cypriniformes, Cyprinidae. Bases 110 to 628 code for a protein of 172 amino acids. Gene Ontology annotation, biological process: positive regulation of translational initiation; transcription initiation at RNA polymerase II promoter; positive regulation of nuclear-transcribed mRNA poly(A) tail shortening. The record is from RefSeq and is a predicted model, not a curated record.